Necator americanus (New World hookworm) is the source of this 822-nucleotide messenger RNA. RefSeq lists its product as uncharacterized. The record is from RefSeq and is a predicted model, not a curated record. The transcript has a single exon. NCBI's taxonomy places the organism in Eukaryota, Metazoa, Nematoda, Chromadorea, Rhabditida, Ancylostomatidae. The coding region runs from base 1 to 822 and encodes 273 amino acids.
AUGUACAAGGUAUUGGAGUGCAUUAUCCUGGACCGACUCAUUAAACAUCGCGAAGAAACAACGCGCGACGAGCAAGUUGGCUUUCUUCCUGGCCGAUCUACGAUUGACCAGGUGUUCAUCGUCAGGAGAGCCAUCGAAAUCUGGCAGCGGUAUUCGAAGCCAAUGCAACUAGCGUUUGUGGACUUUGAAGCCGCGUUCGACUCUCCUCACCGAGGCCGUCUUCUCAACGCGCUGAGCGUCGAUGGAGUACCAGGAAAGUUCGUUCGCUUGCUUGAUGACAUGAAUCAACGAACAACUGCUGCAGUUCGAACACCAGCCGGAUGUACAACACCGUUUGAAGUGGUAACUGGAGCAAGACAAGGGGCAGUAGCAGGACCUUUCCUGUUCAAUUUCGCAAUCGACGAUAUUAUGCCAAGAACAGUCGACAAGUGUCCUGCCGACAUUGUCUUAGCACCAUCUGGGUGCCCCUUGACAAACGUCGAGUACGCCGACAAUGUUGUUAUAUUCGCUGAAAGCAGUACGAAACUUCAACAUGUUGUCAACCUUGUAUCGAAGCUGGCUGCAGCCUAUGGACUACGCCUACGCCCUGAUAAGUGCAAGCAGAUGUGGAUCUCUUCGAGACCACGAACGGGAAUCAGGGUGGACGGACAACCGAUAGAACUCGUCGAUGAGUUCUGUUACCUAGGCUGUACGCUGAAGAACAAUGGCAGCUACGAGAGAGAUGUUCAGCAAAGGUGCGCUAAGGCCACUUCUGCAUUUAACUCCUUAACGAAAUACCUGUGGUCGACCCCCAUCACCAACGAAGUCAAGUUGCGAGUCUAG